AGUCCAUUUUUCUCUCUCUCUCCCCAUUCUUUUUGGACCUUUUUGUACCAAUAAAUAGCAGUUGCUCUGCUGGGGUUUUUUUGCCAAAGCUGAGCAAUCUCCUUUCUCUGCUCUUUCGACUCUGUUAUCCUCUCUUUUCUUGUGUCGAGAGCCAUGGCAGACAAUUCAGGAAGUAAUGGAAGCCAAGCUGUUACUUUGAAUGUCAAUGAAAGUGAGGCCAAUCGCAAUAUUCCUUCCUCCUCUGCCUCCAAAACCAGCAGUAAUGGAGGAGGCUUCUGUCUCUCUGUGCCUUUCAUGCAGAAGUUGGUGGCAGAGGUGUUGGGCACAUACUUCUUGAUAUUCGCCGGUUGUGCAGCGGUGGUGGUGAAUUUGGGCAACGACAAGGUGGUGACUCUGCCGGGAAUAUCAAUUGUUUGGGGACUUGCUGUGAUGGUUCUGGUUUACUCUGUUGGCCACAUCUCCGGUGCCCAUUUUAAUCCUGCGGUCACCAUUGCCUUCGCCACUUGCAAGCGAUUUCCAUGGAAGCAGGUGCCAGCCUAUAUAUCAGCUCAAAUAAUCGGGUCAACACUGGCGAGCGGAACACUCCGGUUGAUGUUCACCGGGCACGAGAACCAGUUUGCUGGAACAAUGCCGGCGGGGUCUAACCUGCAGACUUUUGUGCUUGAGUUCAUAAUCACAUUCUACCUCAUGUUUGUCAUAUCCGGGGUUGCCACCGACAACAGAGCUAUUGGAGAGCUUGCUGGCCUCGCUAUUGGGUCUACCAUCCUACUUAACGUAAUGAUUGCCGGGCCAAUUUCAGGAGCAUCAAUGAAUCCAGCAAGAACCUUGGGGCCUGCAAUUGUACAUGGCAAAUACAAUAGCAUAUGGGUAUACCUUUUGGCAACAAUUCUCGGGGCUAUCUCCGGUGCAUGGGUCUACAAUAUUAUCAGGUUCACUGACAAGCCGUUGCGCGAGAUCUCCAAGAGUGGCUCUUUCCUAAAAGGGUCAAAAAAUAAUAAUUCUAUCUAAUUAUAAAUGAAUAAAGCUAUUUAAUAAACUCGCAUAGGACUACCUAUACAAUUAUGAUAAUGUGACAGUGAAAAUUAACAUUUGAAUCAACAAGGGGUUUAUAACAAAAAUGAUUGAUUUUCAUUGUCCCAUCACUAUAGUUGUAUGGCAGUCGAAUGAGAGUCUACUAAAUAGUAUAUAUAUAUGUAUGAAACUGUUUUGUAAGAAAAUUCGUACAAAUCAAUUUUUAAAAGUAAUAUGUGUCGUUUGUAUAUGAGAAGUAUUUUUUUUUAAUAGCAUGUGCUUCUCACAUGCUUUAAAAGUUUACAAGACACAUGUUACUUUGAAAGGCGGGUUUGUAAGAGUUUCCUAAAAUUGAGUUCGUAUGAGAUUAAAAAAGGAAAAGGGUUUCCUCCAUGUUUUGUACUUGUUUGGUGAUUGCUACUAUAGGCUUAAAAAGUGUAAGGAGGAGCUCUCAUGUCAUGUUUGUUAUCAAAUGUAUUCUCUAUAAUCUUUAUAUCAUAACAAAUCUUAUAAAUGAAAGUUUGCUUCAUUGUUA
Corylus avellana is the source of this 1546-nucleotide messenger RNA. RefSeq names its product aquaporin NIP1-1. Lineage: Eukaryota; Viridiplantae; Streptophyta; Magnoliopsida; Fagales; Betulaceae. The record is from RefSeq and is a predicted model, not a curated record. Gene Ontology annotation, cellular component: membrane. Gene Ontology annotation, molecular function: channel activity. Gene Ontology annotation, biological process: transmembrane transport.